AUGGUGAUGAAAGAGACUGUUGAAGUUGUCCAUGAUGAGGCUGAUCCAGUACUUAUGAGGAAUGGAGAGAACAAAGACAGAGAAGAGGAUAUUGCAAAUGCAAAGAAGGAAGUCGAAGAACAGCUACGACUGCACAGAUCAUGGAUAUCGGAAAAUAAGCAAGCAGGGUGUGAAGGGAGGGGUGUAUAUGUGUAUGAUCUGCCAUCAAAGUUUAAUAAGGAUUUGGUAGGUCAAUGCAGAGACAUGGUUCCAUGGAUGGACUUCUGCAAGUACUUCAAAAAUGAGGCCUUGGGAGAACCAAUUCCUAAGCUUGGAAAUGGUUGGUACCAGACACAUCAGUAUUCAUUGGAGCCAAUAUUCCAUCAAAGGGUUUUGAAGCAUCCUUGCAGGAUUUACAAUGAGAAUGAAGCCAAACUGUUUUAUGUCCCAUUUUAUGGUGGCUUGGAUAUUCUAAGAUGGCAUUUUAAGAAUGUUUCCAAUGAUGUGAAAGAUGCUUUGAGUUUGGAGCUCAUAACUUGGCUUGAGAAACAAAAACCAUGGGCUAAGAAUUCAGGUAAAGAUCAUGUAAUAGUGUUGGGGAAGGUUUCAUGGGAUUUUAGGAGAAAGGACGGUUCAUGGGGAACUAGACUGUUGGAGAUUGACCAAAUGGAAAACCCAAUAAAGCUUUUGAUUGAGAGGCAACCAUGGCAGCCAAAUGACAUUGGCAUUCCACAUCCAACAUACUUCCAUCCACACUCAGAUGAUGAUAUCAUGGCAUGGCAAUGGAAGAUCAUCAGUUCAUAUCGAAAAAGGUUAGUGAGCUUUGCUGGGGCAGCAAGGCCUGGUGCAGCUGAGAGCAUAAGGUCCAUAUUGAUCAAACAAUGCAAUUCAUCAGCACACAAUGGAAACCAAUGCCACUUUCUUGAUUGUAGUUCAGGUGGAUGUGACCAGCCAGAGUCAGUCAUCGAGCUUUUCAUGGAGUCUGAAUUCUGCUUGCAGCCUCCAGGGGACAGCCCAACUAGAAAAUCCCUAUUUGAUUCUCUAAUUUCAGGUUGCAUACCUGUGCUAUUCGAUCCGUUUACAGCUUACUACCAGUAUCCAUGGCAUCUACCAGAGGAUCAUGAAAAAUAUUCUGUGUUUGUAGACCAAGAAGAGGUGAGGCAAGUGAAGGUGAAUGUGGUGGAAAUGCUGAUGAAGAUUUCUAAGAAGGAGAGGGAUGAUAUGAGGAGGUAUAUUGUGUAUGAAUUGCUACCUGGUUUGGUAUAUGGAGAUUCAACUGCCAAGCUUGAGAAGUUUCAGGAUGCAUUUUCCAUUAUAAUGAGUAAUCUGAUGGAGAGAGUGACCAAAAUGGAUUCAACAGCAUAA
Messenger RNA from Prunus armeniaca (apricot), 1344 nucleotides. NCBI's taxonomy places the organism in Eukaryota, Viridiplantae, Streptophyta, Magnoliopsida, Rosales, Rosaceae. The record is from the annotation of a GenBank genome assembly.